AUGGUUGUUUGGAACAGAACUCCCACAAGACAUUACAAUGCCACGACAGAGAUUGUGGCCCAGUCAGUCACGAUGGAGUAUCGCUUGUUUCCCCUGCAACUUCAAUCUUUCUGCACAGAAAGAAGUCAACAAUCCAGCAAUAAGCAUCACUGCCACUUGACCAAUGAUUUUGAAACUGCUGAGGAUCAUAAUCUCGGAAAGACGCCAAGAUGCGAUCAUGAAAUUGAGCAUCGAAGUUCAGGGCCUCUAUGUGACUUUAAGGUCUGUGGGGGCGAUCAUAUCGCCAGCGCCAUAGACAAUAAGCAUGCCGAAUCAGCCUCAACACAUGCUUGUGGGAGCUGGGAAGACCAAGAAAAAGCUUCUUGUUGCAAAGGCUGUCCAGAUGAAUGUCCUGUUGUGCGCGCCUCUUCAAGUGAGAGAGACGUUGGUGCAUGUUGUGAGGGCUCUUCAAAGGAAUCCAUUGAGUUUUCAAUGGCCCAUGCUUGUAUUAGUUUGGACAAGAGAGGCAUUGGUGGGUGUUGCAAGAGCUACAUGAUGGAAUGCUGUAGUAAGCACGGACAUUUAGGGGCUGCUUUUGGAGGUUUGCCCGAAAUUAUUACUGAACAGGUAUAGCUGGCUCUGGGCCUCAGCCCUCAGUAACAGUUGUCAGCAUGUCUAUUCUUGCUAUAUGUGAUAAAGAAUCCACAAGAGUAGAACCCAAAAUUUCUCACUAGAAGUGCAUAUAUACUAUAACUUCUUGGUAUUACUCAUGUAUAAUUUGAAGAUAUCUCAUAAUUACGGUAACCUCAAUUUGACCAAGCAGAUCCGCUGGAGAUAAUCAUCAAGUAGGAACCUGACUUACCCUAUGGUAUGAACUGAGGAUAAUUAUAUAGGUCAAUACAACAUGAUGAAGCAUUUUCCCCUGUUUUUCUAGGUUAUUAGGAAUUAGGCUCCGUCAACACAUGUGGGAGGGAAAAAGUGAAGGAAAAUCACCCACAUGGGAGUUCGUUGAUUAGGUGCUGAUGACUUGCUUUUUUGUAACCUCAUGUUUCACCUAUACCACGUGCUGCUGGUUGUACUAACUGUUGAUGCAAGAAGCAGGCACUUAGCUUAUAUCAGUCUAUGUCACUGAAGUGUAUUGCCCUUCUCUUUGUUGUUGUUGUUGUUGUUUUUGGUUUAUGAACAAAGGAGCGGCCUACUAGCUGCUAAAGCUUAAA
Messenger RNA from Prosopis cineraria, 1196 nucleotides. RefSeq lists its product as uncharacterized. The transcript has a single exon. NCBI's taxonomy places the organism in Eukaryota, Viridiplantae, Streptophyta, Magnoliopsida, Fabales, Fabaceae. The coding region runs from base 1 to 612 and encodes 203 amino acids. The record is from RefSeq and is a predicted model, not a curated record.